AUGCCAAAGAAAAAUUCCACCAGUUCCGGCAAAGAAUCCAAGCCGAAGACCCAGCCCGUCGGUUGGAUCUGGCCCAAAGAUCCUCAGCCAGGAAACCCCAGCAGCUGGCCUCGCUUCAAGCGCUUCUCAGAUGUGAUCAGCGGCAAAGGACCUGAUAUCUUCAUCGGCACUAUCGGGAGAAAGCCCAAGACUGUCACCAACAAGGAUAUGCCCGGGAGAUCGGUUUCAAGCACCAACUGGGCGAGGUGGGACGUGGAGCCAGAAGAAGAUGAUUCCCCAUUUCCGUGGGCCCGCCGCGAAAAAGAUGUGAAAUAUGAUUACAAGACUCGCAAAUAUGUGGUGCCGGACGAUGAGACAUGGAGUGCAGUGGAGUAUGCGGACUGCGAGUGGGAUAACGGCAAAUGGAGGAAAAGGAAAGUGACUCCUUCAACACCGAUCCGAUACUGGGAUCGACAUGACAGGGUGCAUUGGUGUCAGAAGCCUGAGCAGGUGAUUGAGGAGAGGGUCGAGGAUGCCGUGGGGGGUGAUGGUGUUCCGAACGGUAGAUGUAACGGCCAUUGUCAUCCCAGCCACCAUGGUCAUAAGUCGGGCGUUGUGAGUCCUGGGCAUUUGCACACACACACCCUCGCCCCUAAUGGCCAUUGCCAUGGUUGUUGUUGCGAAGGAAUGGCAAUCUAG
Messenger RNA from Penicillium diatomitis, 678 nucleotides. RefSeq lists its product as uncharacterized. Lineage: Eukaryota; Fungi; Ascomycota; Eurotiomycetes; Eurotiales; Aspergillaceae. The record is from RefSeq and is a predicted model, not a curated record. Bases 1 to 678 code for a protein of 225 amino acids. The transcript has a single exon.